UAAAGUCAAGUACACGAAUAGAAUUGCUUUCUCUUUCAAACCGUGCCUUUAAUUUCUUUCCCAGAUUUAGAAAAAGCGCAGCGUCGCACACGCUUUCUUUCGUUCCUUCACGUUUUCUACUUUUCGAUCGAUCAUGCGAUUUCGUGCCAAUCUCGCUAAUCCUGUUGGUCUCGGCAAGAUCGCGUUGACGCUCGAAAAGCUCGGACCAACGUGCAUUCUGUCUUUGGGCAAGGACAGUGUGCGACUGAUCAAACAUUCUGAUAAUGACGGCAGUAUUCAAGCGUGGACUAAAACAGAGCCGGCAUCGUUGUUCUCGAACUAUCGCGUAGAAAGUACAUCCAACAACGAAAUCAACAUGUCAGUCGUUAUUGAUGACCUAGUUCGAGCAACACGGGCUGCACAACAAGCAAUCGACGUCCGUAUUGCGCUGCGCAAAAAGCGUGAUCAACCUGUCCUAGAUUGGAGCAUGGUUUCUGAGAAUAGAGUGGGGUCUUCGAGCACCAUUGGCCAAGAAAUAAGCGUAUCCAUCAUUCCACCAGAACGAAUGCGACAUAUCAGGGAGCCUACAAUAGCAAGCACACCUGAUGCAUACAUUCUUUUACCAAGCUUGCACGCCCUGAAAACCACCGCUGGUCGAUUGAAAUCUAUGGGCAAAUACUUGACGCUCUCCGCAAACAUGGCCGGCGUGUUUAAACUGGUAGUAGAAACCGAACUAGUACAAUGUGAAACCGUCUAUCGACACUUGGAAAAUCCACAAUUAGCGGGACACGAGCUUCCGGAUGACACCGCUCGAUUUGCCUCGGUCAAGAUAUCAACGGAUAACUUUGUCAGCUUUCUUAACAGCUAUCACCUGGAUCCACAAAAUGUCAUUUGUUCUUUGACAGAUGAGCUCCAAGUUGCAUUCUAUCUAUAUGUGAAUAUUGACAUGUAUCGCUCAAGAGGAGGAGAUGAAACACAACCACCCCCACCACCGCAGACCACACCGCGGACCAUCAUGACCUGUCAUAUCCCGGUGUACUUUGAUUGAUCUGCUCUCAAUCUGUCUGUUGUUGUGCCUGAAGUGGUUAUCUCGCUGGACCUGAAAAUUCCACGUUUUUUUUGUACACUCUUCCCCUCCUUACUUUCUUUCUCUUUCUUUCGCA
Zychaea mexicana is the source of this 1142-nucleotide messenger RNA. RefSeq names its product checkpoint protein Hus1/Mec3. Gene Ontology annotation, cellular component: nucleolus; site of double-strand break; checkpoint clamp complex. Gene Ontology annotation, biological process: nucleotide-excision repair; meiotic DNA integrity checkpoint signaling; mitotic intra-S DNA damage checkpoint signaling. Bases 134 to 1027 code for a protein of 297 amino acids. NCBI's taxonomy places the organism in Eukaryota, Fungi, Mucoromycota, Mucoromycetes, Mucorales, Lichtheimiaceae. The record is from RefSeq and is a predicted model, not a curated record. The transcript has 8 exons.